Molecule: messenger RNA, 4711 nt
Organism: Gadus morhua (Atlantic cod)
Lineage: Eukaryota; Metazoa; Chordata; Actinopteri; Gadiformes; Gadidae
Gene: srr
Product: serine racemase
Exons: 9
Coding region: 310-1482 (390 amino acids)
Biological process (GO): L-threonine catabolic process; L-serine catabolic process
Molecular function (GO): L-serine ammonia-lyase activity; threonine deaminase activity
Source: RefSeq, a predicted model, not a curated record
CGAGGAACGAGCCCCCCUCCAUAGUUCUGCCAUUCUCAGUGAAUCUGCGCUGGAAGAGAGUCGGGACUGUCCUGAGUGGACGUAGAGAAGCUGCCAGAAACCAAACAAAACGAACAAUAACCUGCAUACAUAAUACGAUGGGGGAUGUGACCGCUGACUCCGUCACCCUGAGCCUGCUGAUGGAGGCCCGGGCACGGUGAGGGGGAGCCCGCUGGGGGUGGUGCACACGCCCAUGGUCUGCUGGUGUCAGACCUCCCUGCCUCCGCCCCCGGUGCCCUGCCCUGCAACAUACACAUCAAACUGGAGAACAUGCAGAAGACAGGCUCCUUCAAGAUCAGAGGAGUAGCCAAUCAGUUCGCCAGGAGGCCAAAGGGAGGCCACUUUGUCACCAUGUCUGCAGGGAACUAUGGGAAGGCGUUUGCGUACGCCUCCAAGCACUACGGCUCCAAGGGCAAGGUGGUGAUGCCAGAGACCGCCCCCCUCUCCAGAUCCGUCCUCAUACAGAUGGGGGAUGUGACCGCUGACUCCGUCACCCUGAGCCUGCUGAUGGAGGCCCGGGACACGGUGAGGGGGAGCCCGCUGGGGGUGGUGCACACGCCCAUGGUCUGCUGGUGUCAGACCUCCCUGCCUCCGCCCCCGGUGCCCUGCAACAUACACAUCAAACUGGAGAACAUGCAGAAGACAGGCUCCUUUAAGAUCAGAGGAGUAGCCAAUCAGUUCGCCAGGAGGCCAAAGGGAGGCCACUUUGUCACCAUGUCUGCAGGGAACUAUGGGAAGGCGUUUGCGUACGCCUCCAAGCACUACGGCUCCAAGGGCAAGGUGGUGAUGCCAGAGACCGCCCCCCUCUCCAGAUCCGCCCUCAUACAGGAAUUCGGGGUCGAAGUGGAGCGCGUCCCCACUUCCUGUCUGAUGAAAGUGGUAGACAGCUGUGUCCGGAACGAUGACAUGACCUUCCUCCACUCCUAUGACGACCUCGACCUCAUCGCCGGCCACGCCAGCCUGGGCCUGGAGGUGCUGGAGGCAGUCCCGGACCCCGACGUGGUGGUGGUCUGCUGCGGGGGAGGGGGGCUCCUGGCCGGGGUGGCGGCGGCCCUCAGACUCUCAGGGUCGUCCAGGACCAGGAUCUACGGCGUGGAGCCGGAGGGGGCCUGCACCAUGUACCAGAGCUUCUUGGAGGAGAGGCCUGUUGCCAUGGAAACCAAGAGCAUCGCCUCGGGCCUGGCCCCGCCAUCUGCAGGCAGUCUCCCCUACCAGCUGUGUCGGCGCCACGUGGAUCAGAUCGUGCUGGUGAGCGACGAGGAGAUCAGGGCGGCCGUGUCGGCGCUCUACCGCUCGGGUCUGGUGGUGGAGCCGUCCGGCGCCGCCACCUUCGCCGCCGUCCUCGCCGGGGACCGGAUCCCGGACCUGGCUGGCCGGAGCGUGGUGUGCAUCCUGAGCGGAGGCAACAUGGGGAAGGACGAGCUGGCCCGCUUCCCCGACUGAGAGGAGAGACUCCCUCGCCAACCUCGCUUACAUCUACAUUCAGGGCAUUUAGCAGACGCUUUUAUCCAAAGCUACACACACACACACACACACAAGUACAUUUGUAAGAAACAACAUAACGCCGUCGGUGCAGUCAGGAUGUUCAUAGAACCAAGUGCCAAGCACUCACAAUCGUUAGGUCAACCCAUUCUCUGUAUACGGCAAAGAUAGCUAGGAUAGGUUGCUACACAAUGCUAAGUACUAUUUUCAACUGCAAGGAUUUACAACAUACUCUAAGUGCAUAAGCGGGCUGUGGUGGGGGUGUGGGAGGGUAAGGAGGGGGGGCUAUGCAGAGUCUAGGUGAACUGAAAAAGUGAGCGUUGAGUCCUGGCAUCGGCAGGGAGCUCGUUAAACCACUGCGGUGCCAAAACAGAUAAGAAUUGUGACUUUAAUGAUCGAUUUCUUUAGAAGAGCAAGCAAAGGUCAAAUCAUCGGCUACAUGGGAAAAGACAACCUCGCCCACUUCCCAGAACGAGAGGAGGCGUUUGCCAAACUAUGCUUCUAGUGAAGAGUACUUCUGCUCCUGUAGGGCGGUCGCGUUUCACUGUUGAUCUACUUGUGUCGCGGUUUCCACACUUCGACGACACUGCGUUUCAAGGCUCACAAUCGAGAAGAGCUUCAAAGAGACGUCAGCUGGAUACAGCUGUUGUGAUGAGCGGGAGAAGAUGAAUCAUAUCACAAAACCAUAACCACAUUUCCAUUUUGGAUUCAUAUGAAUAGUAGAAGUAGAGCGAGUCACAAGUAUAAAAAAUAAGUCAAUCUUUAUUUUUAAAUCCAUAACUGAUGUUUUUAUAGGUUUGUAAUCAACGCUAACAAAUUCAGAGAAAAGAAGGGGAUUUUCAUACAAUUGACAUUCACUGGUGGAUCCCCACAAAAUAUGAACCCUUACCGACUGAAUGAAUGAAAUCCGGCCACAAAUUGACAACACUCCUGAGUAUUUUCUUGGAACAAAGUGUUAGCGUUUCUUUCAAGAACAAUUACGGCUUACUUGAUUCCGUUGCAAGCCAAUCAUUUUAUCAAAAGCCUCUCCACCGAAGCCCCCCUCCCUCCGACUACGAACACCCCCACAGGUAUAUAGUCCAAAACAUGACCUAGAGCCUCCAAGAGGGACCGGUCCCCCCCAGAGCCGCUACAUCACGUCCUUGGUGGCCAUCUUGCAGACGACAGAGUCUAGCAGACCUCCCAUCUUCUCUUCCUGUGGCGUGACUUUGUACAGCUGGAGACAACAGAAUGAAAAGACAAGUGGGGUGAUGCUGAUGUACAAAUCCCUAUCGACAAGGAAAAUUUGGUUUAGCAGAAUUUAAUAAAAGUGUUGCAGCUUUUGCAGAUUUUAAAAUGCGCUCUUCAAAAUCCUUAACUAAAUCAAAUACAAAAAUCCGGGAACGAUCCAGGUAAGGACUGACAGAACACUAACAGAUGAUUUAUUUUGCUAAACACGUGUCACGUCAACUUAUGGUCAAAGUUGUGUCAGACGGGGUGACCUAUGCCCUAGUGGUUUGGUUUGCAUCCCAGCCCAAAAGGUUCUCGGUUCAAACCUCGAUGUCUCUGGGCUACCUGUGGGUAUCCUUGAGCAAGAGGCCCUAACCCAACCCCUACCUGCUCCUUAAUGGCAAGCAUCUGAAUUAACUAAGUCGCUUUGGAUGAAAGCUCAAUUAAUAAUAGUCCUAGUAUGAAACACGGGUGGAUAGUCCUUGAUUACAUCUACUCAAGUACUUUACGAUAUUGAGUUACAUACAUACUUUAUGCUACAGGGAAAUUGAUUCUUGUACUUCUACUCAAUUCAAUAUUUGAGUCCGGCCCCAACUACCUGCAUCCCUACAUUGGCUACCUCAGAAAAUACUGCCAUUUGUUUUACUCAAAUACUACUUGCUUAGAUAAAUUCAUUUCCGUGUGGAUUUAAUUUGAUCUUUCCAAUCCACACAAUGCGUUUGUUAACCAAAUUGUGAAAGUUCAUUUAUUUUAAGAAGAUGUGAAGGUAAGGUCAUGAUCGGUUGAUUGUAGUGAAAUGGUAGCAGUACUCAAACCUUCCUGAUCUGCGUGACAUCCGACAGCGUUGGAAGCUCCUCCAUGGGGACCUGCUCUCCGUCCACCUUCUCCUUGAUGUCCGCCAACGUCUGGCUCUCAUCGCCUGUAGCGACCAGCACCACCAGCACAGAGUCAUCUGCGUCCGAGAUGCCGAACCUCUUGAAGGCCUCCGAGAUCUGCACACAAAACCAUUUCUCAAGCUUGACGUAUUUGUUCUACAGACAUUAAGGACUCUAGUGUGCUCUCUUAAAUUGUAAAUGGACCGCAUUUAUACAGUAAUUGUAGAUUACUUGGAACAGUUGGAAAAUAUAAGCAUAUUUCUUGACCAUAUUUUGAACAACCAACACGUAACCCACACACACACACACAGAGUAUAAAUACUGUCUGCUCUAUUCCAACAUCACCAUACCGAACUGUUCCAUACAUGACCAUAAAGCACAACUCUACAUUUGAGAAGAUGUGUGCAGGUACCUUGAUUAAGGUUGUGGUCAUGUUGAGCGAUGAAUUCCCUUACCUUAGUUUGUUAUUGGACCCAGAGUAAAAAUACUUCCAGGUAUUAUCGAAGCUGUUUGCCCGUAUAUCAAUGUCAAGUACGUCACAUAACGCCCAUUCAUUUAUGAAACUUUUUAUUAUUGGUAUUGGUGCAUUCGUCAGAAGAUGGGAACAUGCUUGGACAUUAAAUAUUCACAAGUGAUAACAUUUUAUUAGUGUUAUUUGAAAGUGGAAGGCCUUUUGCCCCAGACUAGAUAUGAAGGCACGGACGUAGUGUGUCAACAUCCCUGACCGAACAGGAGGUGAGGGACCAUGACCAACUCACUGCCACUUUCCCUAGCUGAUAUGAACACACGCACGCAUCUAUUCCAACAUCACCAUACCGAACUGUUCCAUACAUGACCAUAAAGCACAACUCUACAUUUGAGAAGAUGUGUGCAGGUACCUUGAUUAAGGUUGUGGUCAUGUUGAGCGAUGAAUUCCCUUACCUUAGUUUGUUAUUGGACCCAGAGUAAAAAUACUUCCAGGUAUUAUCGAAGCUGUUUGCCCGUAUAUCAAUGUCAAGUACGUCACAUAACGCCCAUUCAUUUAUGAAACUUUUUAUUAUUGGUAUUGGUGCAUUCGUCAGAAGAUGGGAACAUGCUUGGACAUUAAAUAUUCACAAGUGAUAACA